AUUUAAUCCCAGAAUCCCUCUCUGUCUCACCAAACGGCCACAUCGUUCCAAGGCUGCGGAGGCCGGGCGCGGCAGCGUCAAGAUGGCGGCCGCGGCAGUGGCGGCAGCGGCGGCGGCCGCCGCGGCUGCAUCUCUUCAGGUGCUGGAGAUGGAGAGCAUGGAGACUGCCGCCGCCGGCUCGGCAGGACUGGCUGCGGAAGUCCGAGGCAGCGGCACGGUGGACUUCGGGCCUGGGCCGGGGAUCUCUGCCAUGGAGGCGAGCGGGGGCGAUCCGGGCCCAGAAGCCGAGGAUUUCGAGUGCAGCUCUCACUGCUCAGAGCUGUCCUGGCGGCAGAACGAGCAGCGGCGCCAGGGCCUCUUCUGCGACAUUACCCUGUGCUUCGGCGGGGCUGGAGGCCGCGAGUUCCGGGCCCACCGCUCGGUACUGGCCGCGGCCACCGAGUACUUCACGCCCCUGCUGUCGGGCCAGUUUUCCGAGUCCCGCUCGGGACGGGUGGAGAUGCGCAAGUGGAGCUCUGAGCCGGGGCCCGAACCCGACACAGUGGAAGCCGUUAUCGAGUAUAUGUACACCGGGCGCAUCCGCGUCAGCACGGGCAGCGUGCACGAGGUGCUGGAGUUGGCCGACAGGUUUCUACUAAUUCGUUUAAAAGAAUUUUGUGGAGAAUUUCUUAAGAAAAAACUUCAUCUCUCAAAUUGUGUGGCAAUUCAUAGCUUAGCCCACAUGUACACCCUGAGCCAACUUGCUCUGAAGGCUGCUGAUAUGAUACGGAGAAAUUUCCACAAAGUGAUUCAGGAUGAAGAAUUUUAUACAUUACCUUUCCAUCUCAUUAGAGACUGGCUUUCAGAUUUGGAAAUUACGGUUGAUUCUGAAGAAGUUCUCUUUGAAACCGUUUUGAAAUGGGUUCAGAGAAAUGCUGAAGAGAGAGAGAGAUACUUCGAAGAACUUUUUAAAUUGCUCAGGUUGUCCCAGAUGAAACCUACCUACCUUACACGACAUGUCAAACCAGAGAGGCUGGUAGCCAAUAAUGAAGUUUGCGUCAAGUUGGUGGCUGAUGCAGUGGAGAGGCAUGCUCUGAGAGCUGAGAAUAUACAAUCUGGCACAUUCCAGCUCCCCACUUCUCAUGUUUCACUACUGCCUCGUUAUGGGCAAAAUAUGGAUGUGAUCAUGGUUAUUGGAGGUGUGUCAGAAGGAGGAGACUAUUUAAGUGAAUGUGUGGGGUAUUUUGUUGAUGAGGACAGAUGGGUAAACCUGCCACAUAUUCAUAAUCACCUCGAUGGACAUGCUGUUGCAGUAACAGAAUCCUACGUGUAUGUUGCAGGAUCAAUGGAGCCAGGGUUUGCUAAAACUGUAGAAAGGUAUAACCCAAAUUUGAAUACAUGGGAACAUGUUUGUAGUCUGAUGACAAGAAAGCAUUCUUUUGGGCUAACAGAAGUCAAAGGGAAGCUCUAUAGCAUUGGAGGACAUGGCAACUUUAGUCCUGGUUUUAAAGAUGUGACUGUUUAUAAUCCUGAGCUUGAUAAAUGGCACAACUUGGAAUCGGCACCAAAGAUUCUUCGAGAUGUCAAAGCACUAGGCAUUGAAGACCGGUUUGUAUACAUUGCCGCCCGCACUCCUGUGGACCGGGACACUGAAGAUGGACUAAAGGCUGUAAUUACUUGCUAUGAUACAGAGACUCGACAGUGGCAAGAUGUGGAAUCUUUGCCACUUAUUGACAAUUACUGCUUUUUCCAAAUGUCUGUGGUCAAUUCAAACUUUUAUCAGACAGCAUCAUGUUGUCCCAAGAGUUAUUGUUUAGAAAACGAAGAGGCAGUAAGAAAAAUUGCCAGCCAGGUAUCUGAUGAGAUCCUUGAAAGCUUGCCUCCAGAAGUCCUAAGCAUCGAAGGAGCAGCCAUUUGCUAUUACAAAGAUGAUGUCUUCAUUAUUGGAGGCUGGAAAAACAGUGAUGAUAUAGAUAAACAGUAUCGGAAAGAAGCCUACCGAUAUUGUGCGGAGAGGAAGAGGUGGAUGCUGCUUCCUCCUAUGCCACAACCUCGUUGUAGAGCCACUGCUUGUCACGUGAGGAUCCCCUACCGAUACUUGCAUGGCACACAGAGAUAUCCUAUGCCUCAAAACCUAAUGUGGCAGAAGGACCGCAUCAGACAAAUGCAAGAGAUACAUCGUCACGCCCUAAACAUGCGGCGAGUGCCAAGCUCUCAGAUUGAAUGCUAGGCUCUCUCAAGUGUGCAGCUCAAAACUGUUAUACCCGUUUCGUGAAGCUGAAGAUAUCCAGGCUGUUACUUGAAAAAGUAUGUCGAUAACUUAUUUUCUACCUGAACUGGUUGUUACCCCAUAUAAAGGAAAUACAGUUAAAACUAGAGUAUGGGAAACUCAGUUCAAUACAUGGUCAUUUUGUUAACUUGCAAUCUUUGUCUUUGGUUUGUUUGUGCUAGCUAAAUAAGAUCUUAUUAAAGACAAAUGGAAAAGUCAGGUGUAGUUGCUUGGCUGUUUUUCUGCCAACGAGUUAUAACUCCUUUGUCUUGGGGACUUAUGUUUUGAACAUGCUUUAAGCACCAAUUUUAUUUGCACAUUUACUUUGAUAUUCUUUCUCAUUUUUCAUGAAAUGAUUGGUUUUGGCAAGAUCGGACUUAUGCACUGAGCCCUCAUCUGCAGGAGGCAUGUGCAAUAGUGAGACUGAAAUUUGGAUGAAAAUGCUCAAUAUUUCAGCAAGAUGGUUUGAGAAUGUUUGCAUUGAUACUUUCUUAUGUUUAUCUAGACAUGCCAUUUUCAUUUCUAGAAGAUGUGACUGAUGAGAAAUUUGUGAUUGGCUCAUGCAUUUUUUGAAUAUUUUUCAUUAGCAGCUGUUUACAGACUUUAAGCCUUUGGUCUGAGGUGAGGAUAGUUGGCAUAAGUAUAGCUCUUUAGCUGAUUGACUAAAUACACAGAAGGUCACAUAUGUGAACUUUGUUUCUCUAAGAAGAAAAGUAUUAGGGUAGACUGAGAAAGGCAUUUAAAACAUUUUUUAAACACCUUUUUCAGGAGUUGCAGGAUAAUUUGAGGAUGUGUUAAUGAGUGUAAAUAAUGCCUAUGACAAUCUACACUCAAUGCCUUCCAUUUUAAUUUUUGCUCUAAUGCAUAUUAUAUAGAAUUUUCAUUAUUCCCUUUUUUUGCCUUUGAGAUGGAAUCUCACUCUGUGGCCCAGGCUGGAGUGCAGUGGCUCGAUCCCAGCUCACUGCAACCUCUGCCUCCUGGGAGGUUCAAGUGAUUCUUUUGCCUCAGCCUCCCAAAUAGGAUUACAGGUGUGCAUCACCACCCCUGGCUAAUUUUUGUAUUUUUAGUAGAGACAGGGUUUCACCAUGUUGGCCAGGUUUUCUCAAUCACCUGACCUCAAGUGAUUCACCUGCCUCGGCCUCCCAAACUGCUGGGAUUGCAUGCCCGGCCUUUUUUUUAAGGCAAAGCCUUGCUCUCCUCACCCAGCCUGGAGUGCAGUGGCAAAAUCUUGGCUCACUGCAAUCUCCGCCUCCCAGGUUCAAGUGAUUCUCCUGCCUCAGCCUCCUGAGUAGCUGGGAUUAUAGGCGCCCACCACCACGCCCGGCUAAUUUUUCUACUUUUAGUAGAGACAGGGUUUUGCCAUGUUGGUCAGGGUGGUCUUGAACUCCUGACCUCAGGUGAUCCCCCCGCCUCAACCUCCCAAAAGUCCUGGGAUUCCAGGCUUGAGCCACCACACCUGGCCCAUUAUUACUUUCUACAAAAACUGUUUUUUUCAAAAUGGGAAAGAAGCCACAAUUUAGAGAAAUGUUGCUAAAGAGAAGCAUUAUUUCUGGCCCUGAUUGUUAUAUUUUAUCUAGUUGCUCUACACUUUUAAACUUUGCUUGAGCCUAGGAUACCAAAUUUGGGUACAUAAUUUUGGCUCCUAAAGAUUGUGGGCUGGGCACAGUGGCUCACGACUAUAAUCCCAGCACUUUGGGGGAAGCUGAGGUGGGCAGAUUUUGAGCUCAGGAGUUCAAGACCAGCCUGGGGAACAUAGUGCUGGGAUUGCGGAUGUGAGCCACCAUGCCUGGCCUCAAAUUGACUCCUAGUGCUCAGUUAAUAUAAAGGAUUCCUAACAGUUUGCAAUGUAGUUUUCUUUUUUUUAUUUUUUAUUUUUUAAGCUGUGAGGUCUCACCUUAUUGGUCAGGCUGGUCCUAAGCUCCUUUCUUCAAGCAAUCCUCCCAUCUUGGCCUCCCAAAGAGCCACCUGCCCGGUGAUUUAUCCUGUUUCUUAAGGAAUGUCUUUACCUUCUUAGACAUUUUGGAAUACCAUUCUAGAAGUCAAAUUCCAAGUUCAGUCAUUUUUUUUUUCCUAGUCCAUUAUAGUUAACCUUGUUAGUGAUCAAAUAUCAAAAGAGAAAAGCACAACCAGAAAUUUUGGCUAUUUGCUGCAAGACUAAUAGUUUUAGCUCUUGGGUCUAUACUAAGAACUUGAAAUUUUUAAAUUAGUAUCCCUGCCUAGGAGAAAAGUUUUUAAUAAAUGUGUGAUGUGUUAAAGUUGAAAAUCAACUUUAAAUCCCUUUAAUUUAGACUGGAGUGGGCGUGGGAAAUUGCAAGUCUAUUUCUACAUAUAAAGAUACAUUAUCCUACCCCACCACUACCCUUUUCUCAAUUUCCAUUUCUUUGUAGUCACUUUAAUAAAAGCCAUUUGAAUUCUGAGAAGCACUAAUUCCUAGUUGUGAGAGGUCUGUGCAAGUAAGAGUGAAUCAUUAAGUGAAGCUCAUUGAAUAAAGUUCUCAUUUCUUUCCAAUAGACUAUGCUAGCAAACUUCCUUUUCUUAUGUUUAAAUAAUUUAAUAUCUCACUACGAUAGUUUUUCACUAGAAGGGUGUGAUGUGUUUUUGUUUUUUGUUCUCAGAGUUGUCUUCUGAGAUAAUCAUUACCAAGUCUUUCGUGGGGUUCUGUUUUUUUCACAUGGUGUGACAAAAAUUGUAAGUCAUAAGAUUUAGGCAAAGUCUGGUUCUAAAACCUUGAUUUAAACUGUUGUUUUUUAACUUAGCAGGCAGCCUAGGCCAUGGCUGAAAAGAAGGGGUAAGUCCUUCAUUGCAUGCUGAUGUGUGCAGGUUUUCUGGAAUUUCUGAUUUUUAUAUUUGAAUUCACAUGUGUGAUUUCACAUCAAUAACUUGUGUUCCUGAAAUAUUCUAACUAACUUGUUAAUAAGGAAAGAAACCAGAUUUGCUUAAAUUGUUCAAGGCUGACAUUCUGAAAUUCUAAACUGGAAAUAACUUGCCAGAGUAUUUGGAAAGAUUCUAAUUACAAAGAUCAGGCCUAAAAUAGCUCCUUGGGAAAGAAAUUUCCUUUUUGAUGAAAACUUAAAAGAUGGUUUUUGGUAAUGUAAGCAGUUAAAAACAUGACUUUAGAAAGACAGCUUAAUGGUGUGUUCAAGCAAACCUUUGUUUUGUUGCUGUUGCUUUUGCUUAUGUUUGUAGAAGAGAGAGGAAGUCAUUAUACCAAAAAAUAACAAGUAUGUAUAACUUUGAGUGAGGCUACUUAUAUCUUAGAAUGGGUAUCCUUGAACUGUAUCUACCCCACCAUGGCUUAAAAAAAUCAGUGGUGUAUAUUGAGAAUGUCAGUCAUGAGCUUAGUGUUUAAGUAACACAUCCCACUUAUAGUUGUUUGCAUGAUUAGUCUUGUGUAUCUUGAUAUUCAACUUUGCUUUUGCUGUGCCAGUUCAAAAAUAACUUUUUUGCUAAAAACUCUUAAAAUUCAUGACAUCAGUUUUGUUUUGAUCACCUGGUUUUAUAUAGUAUUUCUGGGACCAAAAAAUUUAAAUAUACUUUUUUUAAUAUGGAACAGAAAUUUGAAGCUGGAAAGAUAGUGUUUAUGGAAGAUUUGUGUGCUUUUGUUUUUAAACCCAUCAGGCUGCUGGUAAGGCAGUGUCUAGGGCUCAUUUUCCUCGUUACCUCUUGACUAGUGUAGCAUGUGGUAUGUUUAAAAUUCAUUUUCUGUUUGGUAAUUCUAAUAUCAACACUAUACUAUAUAUGUAGACAAAUGAGCUGAAUUGUAUAUUUUAGUUAUUUGGUCUAAUCAAGCAUAACUAAAGGGACUUCUUUUUUGGUACUUUUCUCAAAUUAAGUUUAAAUAUAGUGUACUGGCCACGUUUCAUGUCUUUGAAAGUAUACAUUAUUGUAAAGCAAGUACUCUGUCUAUAUCAGAGGGUGCUUUAACUGUAAAAUACUUGAGAAGCAAUUCAAUCUCACCUGAACUCUGAAACAUUUUGGCACAGUUCAUCACUCCGGUUUGUUACUUUCUUGACAAUAGUCCAUUUUUUGUUUUUGUUAUUGUAAUGUAUGUUCUGGUCAUUGGAAACAGAACAGCUCAUAAUUGAGUGAUGUAAUAUAAUAGCAGUAAUAUAACCUAGUAGUGAUUUUGCUUCAAGGAAUUUAAUUAGUUAGCAAAACCACUGCUGUUUGUGGGGCUUUUUUUGUCUUACUUUGUGACCAUCACUACAAAUGUCUUAUGUUGAAGCACAGACAGACUGUAGAGCACUUGUUAACUUAAUCCUCCUGCAUAUGCACUCGUGGAAAGUAGUGCUUGCUAGUUGUUAGAAGAUUUUAUGAUCCAUCUGCUUGGGCUCGUUAUUUGUAAAAUAAACAUUUAAUUUGAGUUGAUGCAGUGAGUUUUUUGGACUAGUAGUAUCCAGGUCCCUACUCUACUGAAAAUAUAAUCUUCACUAUCUCCUUUUAAGUCAGAGGAGAUGUAGUAUUUAGAACACCUUGAGACAUUACUUUGUAAAAUAGCUCGUUUUAUGUUCUUGAAGCUAUCUUGUUCUCUGUUAAAGCUACUAAUUGUCUCAGUGUAAGUUUUAAAUAAACAUAUUUCUUUAAA
Messenger RNA from Callithrix jacchus (white-tufted-ear marmoset), 6833 nucleotides. RefSeq names its product kelch like family member 11 (gene KLHL11). NCBI's taxonomy places the organism in Eukaryota, Metazoa, Chordata, Mammalia, Primates, Cebidae. Gene Ontology annotation, molecular function: protein binding. The record is from RefSeq and is a predicted model, not a curated record.